Messenger RNA from Suillus clintonianus, 561 nucleotides. RefSeq lists its product as uncharacterized. The record is from RefSeq and is a predicted model, not a curated record. The transcript has a single exon. The annotation marks the transcript as partial. Lineage: Eukaryota; Fungi; Basidiomycota; Agaricomycetes; Boletales; Suillaceae.
AUGUUUGAUGCAGGUAAUGAUGUGAUCACAGAAGAGGACCGAGACAACAUCCGAGCUUUUCAGCUGAAAAUGCUUGCGAACAUACCUCGCCAUGCCUAUGAUAGAAUGCGCUAUGCUUUUCGACACAAAAUGACAUUGGAUUCGGAAUGGGUCAUAGUUCAUCGCUUAGCGCUGCUGUCUGGAAUCGAACCCCAGAACAUACACUGCUGCAUACAAUCUUGCAUCGCUUAUACAGGACAAUAUGUUCACGAUGAAAGAUGCCCAUUUUGCGAUGAAGCCCGAUAUACCAAACAUGGCCAUCCUCGACGCACAUUCAUGUACAUUCCUCUAAUUCCUCGACUUCAAGCUCUCUUCCAUAAUCCCACCAUGAUCGAACAAUUGACUUAUCGCCACAACUUUGCACAGAGUGAUAGGCUUAUCAGGGAUGUGUUCGAUGGCGAGUGGUACCGCAAACUUCGCUCCCGUCAUGUUGUUGUAGAUGGUGUCAAGCGACGACACAAAUACUUUCAUGAGCCACAUGACAUAGCGCUUGCACUAUCUGCUGACAGCUAUCUCCUCUUC